This is a messenger RNA of Daucus carota subsp. sativus, 1102 nucleotides long. RefSeq names its product NDR1/HIN1-like protein 13. The coding region runs from base 171 to 938 and encodes 255 amino acids. The transcript has a single exon. The record is from RefSeq and is a predicted model, not a curated record. Lineage: Eukaryota; Viridiplantae; Streptophyta; Magnoliopsida; Apiales; Apiaceae. Gene Ontology annotation, cellular component: plasma membrane.
UAUGUAUCUUCAUCACUCUCUUUCCAUUUCAUCCUUCUCAGAUUGCCUUUUCUUCUUCUUUCUACUUCCUCUCUCUCUUAUAAUUACCAUACAUUCUUUAACAUAUAUGCUCACCAUAAUAUACAUAUAGAAUAGCAAAUAAGCAAGCACAUCUUACCACAACUUCAAUUAUGGCAGACAGAGUGUUCCCAUCUAAACCUCCCGCCGCCACCGCCACCAACGGCACUGCCGCCGCUACUACCACCGGCGCCAAUCCGGCUUUUCCGGCGACAAAAGCGCAACAGUUCACCGCCACGCGCCCAGCCUACCGUCCCACGCCGUACCACAACCGUCGCCGCCGCAGCUUCUGUUGCAGAUGCUGCCUCUGGACGACUCUACUGCUCGUCAUUUUAAUCACACUUGCCGCUAUUUUCGGCGCCAUCGUCUACGUCAUCUACCGGCCCCACCGCCCCUCAUUCUCCGUCUCGUCUCUCCACCUCUCUCAGUUCAAUCUCUCUUCAUCUUCUCACCUCACGGCCAAAUACAACCUCACGAUCAAAGCGCGUAACCCUAACAAAAAAAUUACUUUCUUCUACAACCCGAUCCAGGUCAAGAUCAGCUCUAACGGCGUCAACGUCGGCGCCGGCACGAUUCCGGCGUUCAAUCAGGGGAAGAAGAACACGACCACGCUCAAGUCAACUGUGUCUGCUACUAGUCAAAGCGUGGAUGCCGAUUCUCUGAAUUUGAAGAGUAAGAAGAGCGUGUUACUCAAGAUACAGAUGGAUACGAAGCUGAGAGUGAAGAUUUUUGGAACGAAGACGAAGAAGAUCAGAAUUAGAGUGAAAUGUGACGCAAUUCGAGCUAAUUUGCCGACCGGAAAGACGGCGACGGUUGCGAACACGGCGAAUAUGAAGUGCAAGGUGGAUCUGCGGUUCAAGAUCUGGAAAAUUACGAUAUGAAAAAGGAGAAUUGAAGGUGUGAUACUAUUGUUUCUUUUCUUUUUUUCCUUAAUUUCGUGGAUCUUAUAUAUACACUUUCGAAUGUAAUUUUGAUAUAUGUUACUAUAUGGAUUCAUUUUUUUAGUGAUUUAUGUAUAAUACGAGAUGGCUUGCAUUGUAUGCUA